AUGGGUGGCUCUUGUGAGGCAGGAUUCAAAAUCUGUUCGUGUGCUUGGUUUGACAUCGCAAAUAUUGCUAACCUGCACCACAGCCCAAAACUUGGCAUCUAUGUUGUUGACGAAGGAGGUGUCAAGAACCCCAUCCACACCAAUGACGACCUGCCAAAGCUGCCCCUCCCCUUGCGACCGGGAUGUGGGCUCGGGCCCCUUCCUGCCCCCUGCCCGCCACCGCCUGCUUGCCCACCACUGCCCACCUACCAUUGCCCCCUCGCCCAGUCAGAGGAUGGCGACGGGGGGACAGAACAACAACGGCAGGGACAGGAUGACAAUGAUGACAGUGGGGGCAUGACAACGACAACAACAGCGGCAGGGUAUGACGACGACAACGGGGGCAGGACGACGGUGGCGGCGGUGGCAUCCUUCACCCCCACCCUCACCCCUCGUUCACUCCCCCCAUCCUCUGCCUCACCCUCUCAUCCUCUGCCUCACCCUCUCGUCCUCUGCCCUGCCUUCUCACCCACCUUGCCCUCUCAGCCCUCUCGCCCUAUCGCCCCUCUCAUCCUCUCGCCCUAUCGCCCACCUCGCCCUAUUGCCCACCUCGCCCUAUCAUCCCUCUUGUCCUCUCACCCUAUCGCCCACCUCGCCCUCUCAGCCCUCUCGCCCUAUCGCCCCUCUCGUCCUCUCGCCCUAUCACCCACCUUGCCCUAUCGCCCACCUUGCCCUCUCGCCCACCUUGCCCUAUCACCCACCUCCUGCCUCGGCCUCUCCCCACCUCACCUCUUCCCUGCCGUCUCGCCGGCCUUGCCCUCUCACCCGCCUCGCCGUGUCGCCUGCCUCGCCCUCUGCCCCGCCUUCUCCCCCCUCGUCUGCCCCUCGUCUGCCCCUCUCCCCCCUCGCCCGUUCGCCCUCGCCUCCAUCUCCUUGCCCUUCACCUCUCGCUCUCCACCACUCGCCCCCUCGCCCCCUUGA
Messenger RNA from Cyclocybe aegerita, 960 nucleotides. Lineage: Eukaryota; Fungi; Basidiomycota; Agaricomycetes; Agaricales; Hemipholiotaceae. The record is from the annotation of a GenBank genome assembly.